UGGCUCGAAAUUUGCUGCGUGGAGAUGGUUUGACAAGUUGCUGGGGGUGGGGUUUGAGGCGGAGGUAUAAAAGGAGCACGCGCUGGCUAGCCUUCCUCUUUGCGAUUCGUGCUGAAGAUGACUAAGAAGCGAAGGAAUAACGGACGUGCAAAGAAGGGUCGUGGCCAUGUCCAGCCCAUCAGGUGUACAAACUGUGCCCGCUGCGUCCCAAAAGACAAAGCUAUUAAGAAGUUUGUCAUCCGCAACAUCGUGGAGGCUGCUGCAGUUCGAGAUAUUUCAGAGGCCAGUGUCUUUGAUGCAUAUGUGCUGCCUAAGCUGUAUGUAAAAUUGCACUACUGUGUCAGCUGUGCUAUCCACAGCAAAGUGGUGAGAAAUCGCUCACGAGAGGCCAGGAAGGACCGAACUCCACCUCCACGUUUCAGGCCAGGGGCCAACCUCCCACGUGGCCCCCCUCAAAAGCCUAUGUAAGCAUUGCUGGAUCCUAUAAAUUGUUUUGAAAGAAUAAAAAUGAUGAACAACUGAAAAAA
This is a messenger RNA of Stegostoma tigrinum, 527 nucleotides long. It is a transcript of the gene rps26, whose product is annotated as ribosomal protein S26. Gene Ontology annotation, cellular component: ribosome; cytosolic small ribosomal subunit. The coding region runs from base 118 to 468 and encodes 116 amino acids. The record is from RefSeq and is a predicted model, not a curated record. NCBI's taxonomy places the organism in Eukaryota, Metazoa, Chordata, Chondrichthyes, Orectolobiformes, Stegostomatidae. Gene Ontology annotation, biological process: translation. Gene Ontology annotation, molecular function: mRNA binding; structural constituent of ribosome. The transcript has 4 exons.